AUGGUCACGACAAUUAUUUCGACUCCUGGGAUAGCCUUAGGAACUACGAGGGCCCCGACCGUCGUCACACCAACCGGAUUGAAAUACACUCCGGUUCCGAAUAGUGCUGUGACUGGGCGUGCAGCUGCGAUAACCGCUGUUCCACAGACGUCGGUGUCCGGUGUCAUUCCUGCCGGGAUGACUAUUAUACGCGCUCCGUCGACAAUCGCGAUCCAGCCAAAACCUCAAGUCAUCACUGUUGGAGGCAAGCAGCUGAUCUCGGCCCAAGGUACUCCAACUGGCGCUGUGGCAGCUGCUUCCGGACAGGUGGUGCAUUUGGUCAAAACUUCCGGCGGCUUGAUAAAACCUAUCAAACUGGUUUCAACAACUCCAACCUUAGCUCCCAAACCAGUUACGCCUCAACAAACAUCUCCUAUCGUGACUCUCCCGACAGCCACCAAAGUUAUCAAGACAAUUCCCACAACCGUUCUUCCAAGACCUGCCACAAUGAAACCAAUACUCAUCAGCGGAGCCCCAGCUCGCCCUGUCCAGGCUGUAAUGUCCACCACGUCCGGCACGCUUCAUCGUGCUCCUGGACAGCAAAUCGUCAUAAUGAGUCCUACAGUAAGUUCCCCGGUCAUCAGUGGAGGGCAGAAUGUCUUCUUCUCCCCCACCACUCAAGUUGCUCGUCAGCAACUUGCCCAGACCCCACCACAGGCCUCUGUUAUCAAACGUGAAUCAAACGACACCGUUUUUGGAGACGUUCCAAGUACCACUGACAGCAUUGAUGAGCAUGAUUUCGAAACGGAUGGACUGAAUCUACCACAGUUAGAUGGUACAGUGGAUGACGAGGACGAUUCUUCCGGAUCGACCGGCAAACAGUCCAAUACGAGCGCUCGCCGUGGAGGUCGCGGGUCUUCUCGUCUUGGGUUAGAGUUGGGCAUCGGCAGAGAA
Messenger RNA from Dicrocoelium dendriticum, 933 nucleotides. The record is from the annotation of a GenBank genome assembly. Lineage: Eukaryota; Metazoa; Platyhelminthes; Trematoda; Plagiorchiida; Dicrocoeliidae.